CAAAUUUGCGGGUGUGAUUGAUUUGAUGCGCAGCGGGCCUCUGAGGCUCUUUGAGUGGAAAGUGUACUACAAAUUCGCUCAGUCAGAACGUGCUUCGGCGCUUCGUCCGCGGCGACGGCCCACCCGGAGUGGGCCUGAUUUGUUCCUGACUCUAGAGAACCAACCCCGGGAAGGGGCGGAGCGGGGGCGGGCGGUGCUCGGAGGCAGGGCUGCCCGACGUGGGGGCAAACUGAGCCGUGCUGAGGCGAGUGUCUAGAGUUCAAAAGUCAGAAGUCAAUGUAGCGAGUUGUGGAGAGGCGAAAGUUGGAGGGGUAGUAAGGAGAAACUCAGGGAUUGAAUACUCAGGGUACAGAUUUGUGGGAAGGGGCUUGGAGGGAGGAGGCGCGUAGUGGCGAGGGAGGCGGGGACACUUACGAGAGAAGACAGAAGGGGAAAGGAAUCCCCUGGAUAUCCGUUCAGACUCCGGGCCCGUCACUGUCGGUCACUUAGCCGAGCCUCCCGCAGUUGCAGCCUCAGCUGUCCGCAGGGUGAGGAGAUGGCCUCUCCCUCUAGACAGGCCCCCCUCGGGGGGUCAGGACUGCUUCAAGGGAGCAGGGCUCGUUCUUAUGGAAGCCUGGUGCAGUCUGCCUGCUCCCCAGUGAGGGAAAGACGCCUGGAGCAUCAGUUGGCGCCCGGAGACACCCUGGCUGGACUAGCGCUCAAAUACGGGGUGACGAUGGAACAGAUUAAGCGUGCAAACCGCCUUUAUACUAAUGACUCCAUCUUCCUGAAGAAAACCCUCUACAUCCCCAUCCUGACAGAGCCCCGAGACCUGUUCAAUGGUGUGGAUUCUGAGGAAGAGAAAGAUGGAGAGGAACAGGUACAGCCAAGUCAGGAUGAAGUUUGGCCACAGUCCGCUGAGAGGAAGAAACAGGAGACAGGUUCAGGACGUGCCAAUGGGGAAGUCCUUCCCGCAUCUGGCCAGGACCCCCCAACUCCCAUCCAUGACCUCUCUGCCUCUGAUUUCCUUAAGAAGCUUGAUUCACAGAUCAGCCUGUCAAAGAAGGCUGCCGCCCAGAAGCUGAAAAAAGCAGAAAGUGGGGUACCUGGGGAGGAUUCAAGUCUUCACCUGAGCUCUCCUCGGAUGCAACAACGAGCAGUCCUAGGUCCUGUGCCGCUGACCCAGACCUCUCGGACCCAGACACUUCGGGACCAGGAGGAUGAAAUCUUCAAACUCUAAUGUCCCCGGAACUGAUUGAGAGAAGUGAGAUGUUGAAGGAGCAACUUGAGUGGGAGAGGAGCCUGAGGUGAGGCUCAAGAACACGGCUUCCCAGCCCACCUCCCUCCCUCCUGCCAUCUUCCCAGCCUCCUUGUCCAUCAAGAGUUCCUUGGCCCGGGGCAGUUUUAUCGGCAAGAGUAGGGGAUGGGGAAUGGACCCCUUCUCAGUUCUUGGGCUGAAUCUAGAGUUGUCCUCUAGACUCAGGAGGCUCUUCUUACAUCCCUGCUGCCUUUCCCGUCCCUUUCCCCAUUCCUUGGCCUUAGAGCAGGGAGGCAGGGACUCCUCCAGCCCUCAACUUCCUCCCCAUCUUUAACUAUGUUACCUAAUUUAUUUGGUGCUAUAUUGAAGUAAUAUUUAUUUGCUGUAUCUUAUUCUUUCCCACUCUUAGCUGAAAAAUGGGAUUUCUAUACUCCUGGGGUGAGGGGAACCCAGGAACAGUGAGCCAGUGACCGCUGGCUCCCACCUUCACCACCUUCUUAGCCACGCAUGUUAUUGAGGACAGGGCAGUCUGUGAUCUAGCCCUGCUGCAGAGAAUGGUGCACUGGGCCAGGCCUUUUCUCUAAUCUCACAGUAAAGAAUUUGGGCUCAUUCUGGACUAACCAGUUCACUACAACUUUUUCACAACUCUUGCUUUGAGAAAAACAGCACUGUAGGGAUCGGAGCACUCCAUGCCACCAUUUCACCCUUCUAACCUGCUCCUCUCUUCAGCCUAUGGUGAGGCUAAGGAAUGGAAGAAGAAUUGCCUUGGAGUUCAAAGAGGAGGACAGCUGUGGGAGUCUUUUUGUUGUGGGAGUCUCUUUGUUAUACCCCUCCCCACCAGAGCCUAUCAACCUAUGCAUUGCUCCUCACUGCGUAUUUAUUUGCAAUUUGUAGCACUGAUCUGCGGUACAGUUCUAAGUUUCUUACAGAGGAGAAGUAGGCAAGGGAACCCCAAUAAUACUGAAAAUAUGCCUCUGUCUCCUGUAUGGAAAUGGUGAGAGGUGAGAUAAGUGGUGUUUAUAUACCUCUUUCCUCUGUGAUGAUCAUAAGAUGUAAGAAGCUGGAGAGAUUAAACAUUGAGCCCUGUG
Messenger RNA from Equus caballus (horse), 2325 nucleotides. It is a transcript of the gene LYSMD1, whose product is annotated as LysM domain containing 1. NCBI's taxonomy places the organism in Eukaryota, Metazoa, Chordata, Mammalia, Perissodactyla, Equidae. The record is from RefSeq and is a predicted model, not a curated record.